AUGGGCACCAGCUCCAGGAAUAAUAAAGGCACUAGUUUCAGGAGUGACAAAGGCACCAGUUUCAGGAGUGACAAAGGCACCAGUUUCAGGAGUGACAAAGGGACUGGUUGUGCCAAAAUCCCUCGAGAGCCCCCUGAGAUACCGAAGAAAGCUCCACAGUCCUCCCAAAGCCCCCCUGAGAUACCGAAGAAAGCUUCACAGUCCUCCCAAAGCCCCCCUGAGAUACUGAAGAAAGCUCCACAGUCCUCCCAAAGCCCCCCUGAGAUACUGAAGAAAGCUCCACAGUCCUCCCAAAGCCCCCCUGAGAUACCGAAGAAAGCUUCACAAGAUACCGAAGAAAGCUCAACAGUCCUCCAAAGCCCCCCUGAGAUACUGAAGAAAGCUCCACAGUCCUCCCAAAGCCCCCCUGAGAUACCGAAGAAAGCUUCACAGUCCUCCCAAAGCCCCCCUGAGAUACUGAAGAAAGCUCCACAGUCCUCCCAAAGCCCCCCUGAGAUACCGAAGAAAGCUCAACAGUCCUCCCAAAGCCCCCCUGAGAUACCGAAGAAAGCUCAACAGUCCUCCCAAAGCCCCCCUGAGAUACUGAAGAAAGCUCCACAGUCCUCCCAAAGCCCCCCUGAGAUACCGAAGAAAGCUCAACAGUCCUCCCAAAGCCCCCCUGAGAUACUGAAGAAAGCUCCACAGUCCUCCCAAAGCCCCCCUGAGAUACCGAAGAAAGCUCAACAGUCCUCCCAAAGCCCCCCUGAGAUACCGAAGAAAGCUCAACAGUCCUCCCAAAGCCCCCCUGAGAUACCGAAGAAAGCUCCACAGUCCUCAAGAAGUUCUGAGACACCGAAAGAGGACCCCAUAAGCUCUCCUGAGAUCCCAGAGAAGAUCACAAGCUCUCCUUCAGCCCCUCCUACAGAAUCUAAGGUCUCCGAGUCACCUCCAAGUUCUGAAGGGCCAAACACGAGCCCUUUAAGCUCUCCUGAGUCGCCGAGGGAUAAUCAGAAGUCCCCAGCAGGAGAGUCUGAAGCACUUUUCAAGAGGUUCCGUGGCAAUAAGAGCUUCAAGAGUUCCCUGCAGGUCUUCCUCCAACAGAAGCAUAACACGGAGUUACAGAAGACUAUAGAAUACAAGGACAAAUUAGAGAGGGGGGAAGGAACCGACGAAGAUGAUGAUAUAGAAGACGAAAGCAAGAAAAUAAGACGAGGUAGUGAGGAUAACGGGGUGGAUAAGGCGAGGAAAGAAAGAAAGAACGAGGGAAUAAAAGAUGACGGCAGUAUGAAAAAAGUGGAUAAAAACGAGGAGGAAUAUGAAAAAGGUGUCGAGCCAACAAACUCUAAAAUAAAAGUAAGUGACGCAAAGCAAACAAAGGAAACAAAAGAAAAGAUGAAGGAAAAUAGUGAAAUAGAAAAAGAAAGGGAGAAGGAAAAAGAGGAAAGUAAGAAGACAGCAAAAAAGGAAAAGGAAAAGAGCGCGGAAAUAACAACACAGAAGACGCAGGAAGAAGUAAAAACAAAGGAGAAGGAGAAGAAAGGAUUCACAAAAGAGGAGAGAAAGGAAAAGUCGACGAAGGAAGAGACGGCACAGGAAGAAAAGAAGACGAAAAAAAGAAACCAGGAAAUGAGUACGAGGAAGAAGGAAGGAAUAAAUGAUGAAAGACCACAAGGACAUCUCUAUUUGAAAAAGAAGGUGAGCAAAAGAUAUUUUUAUUAUUAUUAUUAUUAUUAUUAUUAUUAUUAUUAUUAUUAUUAUUAUUAUUAUUAUCAGAGAGAGAGAGAGAGAGAGAGAGAGAGAGAGAGAGAGAGAGAGAGAGAGAGAGACCUGACCUAAUCCAUCGAUAGAGUCAGGUAACUAAAGAAGGAAAGUAAUGAUCUGGUGUGGUGUUAAUGUGAUGAUGAUGUGAUGUAGUGUAGUGUGGUGGUGGUGGUGUGGCGACAUGAUGAUAAUGGUGGUAGUGGUGGUGGUGACAACAUAAUUGUCACCACCAUAACAUAACCAUACCAUAACAGCUACCAACAUCAUAGUGUUGGUAGCUGUGGUAGCGUGGUAGUGACGGCAUAGUGGUGCCGAUGGCGAUAGUGUGGUGGUGGCAGCAUAGUGAUGGUAGUGGUGGUGGUGCGGUGGUGAAGGCAUAGGGGUGGUAGUAGUGGUGGUGUGAUGGUGACGGAAUAGUGGUAGUGAUGUGGUGGUGGUGGUGAGGACGUGCGUCACCGGAAGGGCAGCGACGAGAGAGAGAGAGAGAGAGAGAGAGAGAGAGAGAGAGAGAGAGAGAGAGAGAGAGAGAGAGAGAGAGCUGACGUUACAGUGUACACGCAAGCAAUAUCAACUUUUCCCUCACCUCACUCGUAUUUUGCAGCGACAACUCACCACCUGGAGGCUCACCUUCUGCUGCUGUCUUCGUGUGUCACGUGUUGCUUUAUCUCUGCUUGAGUGUCUAAACUUUUGUCUGCGUUUUCAUUCAUAUAUCUAUCUAUCCUCCCCUCUCGAUUCACAAUCAACUUUCUACUCUUCGACAUUCCUAACUUGAUUUUGUUCUUAGUCUUUCUUCUUUUUUUCUUUUCUUUUCUCUUUAGUUAUGUCCCU
This is a messenger RNA of Scylla paramamosain (green mud crab), 2568 nucleotides long. Its product is annotated as DNA ligase 1-like. Lineage: Eukaryota; Metazoa; Arthropoda; Malacostraca; Decapoda; Portunidae. The transcript is spliced from 3 exons. The record is from RefSeq and is a predicted model, not a curated record. The coding region runs from base 1 to 1815 and encodes 604 amino acids.